AUGGCCACCAUUAUUCAUUCUAUUUUCUCCUUCUUUUUCAUCAUCAACAUUAUUUUUCUCUCUUCCUCAUAUUAUGCACUAGGAGGACGCGAUAUCCUGAAAAUCAACGACAAAAUUAUACACCCCGAUACGUUCAUCCCAUACGAUGGCACGGUCCUAAUUCCCGGUAUUGGGAGGGUUGUUGUCCCACCUAUUGGCACUCAUGAUAAUCCAUUUACAUACAAUCCUAUCACCGGCUCUAAUAAUGGCAACGGUUUAGUUAUUCCAAUUCCUGGCUCUGGCACUGGCACUGGCACUGGCACUGGCAUUGGCUCUUACAUUCCUGGUGGUGACGAUACACUUGUUCCCAACCCUGGAGUCGAAGUCCCUAGUGGUGGUACCAUUCCUGUACCACCAUAG
This is a messenger RNA of Solanum tuberosum (potato), 399 nucleotides long. RefSeq names its product putative cell wall protein. The record is from RefSeq and is a predicted model, not a curated record. The coding region runs from base 1 to 399 and encodes 132 amino acids. The transcript has a single exon. NCBI's taxonomy places the organism in Eukaryota, Viridiplantae, Streptophyta, Magnoliopsida, Solanales, Solanaceae.